GCCCGGGAGUUGGCCGUGAAAGCGGCCCGCCAGGACCCCGACGAGGACAUCCUGGCCACCGCGGAGAGCGUGCGGCAGGAAGCCAAGCUCUUCUCCAUGCUGAAGCAUCCCAACAUCAUCGAGCUGCACGGGGUCUGCCUGCGGGAGCCCAACCUCUGCCUGGUGAUGGAGUUUGCUAGGGGGGGCUCCCUCAACAGAGCCCUUGGAGGGGCAGCGGCCGCCGGUGGGGGGAGCCGCUGGGGCCGCCGCAUCCCUCCGCACAUCCUGGUGAAUUGGGCGGUGCAGAUAGCCCGCGGGAUGCUCUACCUGCACGAGGAAGCCAUCGUCCCCAUCCUACACCGAGACCUCAAAUCGAGUAAUAUUUUGUUACUUCAGAAGAUAGAACGUGAUGACAUUGGUAAUAAAACUUUGAAGAUUACAGACUUUGGCUUGGCUAGGGAAUGGCAUAGAACAACCAAAAUGAGUGCAGCAGGCACCUAUGCAUGGAUGGCACCUGAAGUUAUCAAGUCAUCUGUGUUUUCUAAAGGAAGUGAUGUUUGGAGUUACGGAGUGUUGCUGUGGGAACUGCUUACAGGAGAAGUUCCUUACCGUGGCAUUGAUGGUCUUGCUGUGGCUUACGGAGUAGCUGUCAAUAAGCUUACUUUGCCCAUUCCAUCCACCUGUCCUGAACCAUUUGCUAAACUAAUGAAAGAAUGCUGGGAGCAGGAUCCUCACAUCCGACCAUCGUUUGCCUUAAUUCUUGAACAGCUUACUGCCAUUGAGGGGGCAGUUAUGGCUGAGAUGCCUCAAGAAUCCUUCCACUCCAUGCAAGAUGACUGGAAAUUGGAAAUUCAUCAGAUAUUCAAUGAACUAAGAACCAAGGAAAAAGAGCUGUGUUCACGAGAAGAGGAGCUGACAAGAGCUGCUCUUCAGCAGAAAUCUCAGGAAGAAUUACUAAAGCGGCGUGAGCAGCAGUUAGCAGAACGUGAGAUUGAUGUACUGGAGCGUGAGCUGAAUAUUUUGAUAUUCCAGUUAAAUCAAGAGAAGCCCAAUGUGAAGAAGAGGAAGGGAAAGUUUAAAAAGAGCCGGUUAAAACUUAAAGAUGGACAUAGAAUUAGUUUGCCUUCAGAUUUCCAGCACAAAAUAACAGUGCAAGCUUCCCCUAAUUUGGAUAAACGAAGAAGCUUAAACAGUAACAGCUCUAGUCCACCAAAUAGUCCCACAAUAAUUCCUCGUCUUCGAGCUAUACAGCUGAUUUCCAAAGCAGACACAAAUACAGCUAAUGGCCGAAGACACAGUGUCUAUGUAUACCAGCAAGAUGUAGAUAUCACAAGUGAAUAUGAACUUUCCUGUGGGGUUGUGAAAAAAGUAACCUCCGAUGAAAGCAACAGAACCUGGGGAAGAAGCACAGCUUGCCACCAAGAAGAAUUUGAAGAUGUGAAAAGAAGCUUUAAGAAGAAAGGCUGUACUUGGGGACCAAGCUCGAUUCAAACAAAGGAACGUACACAUUGUAAGGAGAGAGUAAGACCACUCUCAGAUGGCAAUAAUCCUUGGUCAACCAUUUUAAUGAAAAGUCAGAAAGGUGUUGCAUUAGCCUCGCUGUUUGUGGACCAAGAUGUUUGUACAGAACAGAGACUUUUCCCUGAAAGUUUGGAUGCAAAAAGACCAAAGCAAAUAAAGUUGCCAAAUCAGGCUUAUAUUGAUCUACCUCUGGGGAAGGAUGAUCAGGAAGAAACCACUGUAGAACAUGAAAGCUUUGAAGAAGGAACUUCUGCUAGUUCUGCAAAUAGUACUCCUCAAAUGACACCUACGAACAGUCUCAAUAGAACAUUUCAGAAAAAGAAAACUGACUCCGUAUUGUAUGGAUGUACUGUCCUCCUUGCAUCCAUAGCUUUGGGCUUAGAUAUUAGAGAGCUAAACAAAUCGCAGGUUCCAGAUGAACUGUUGCCAAAGGAGGAGAAGAAGAAGCGGGAGGGAAUAUUUCAACGUGCCUCAAAGUUUCGCAGAAGUGCCAGUCCCACAAGAUUGCAAUCCAAAAAAGAGGAAACGCAUACUCCAUCAUUAAGUCCAUCUGCAGAUACUGUGAAUCUUCUCUCUAUGCCUUCCCUUUCCACCAAAUGCUUGCUUCAGUCUGACAGUGAAGAUGCUUUUGUCAGCAUCACUCCCAGUGAUUGUGAUAGAAGCAUUCCCAUUGAGGUCUUUUCAUCUGAAAUUUUGGCAACUAAGAGGGGGGAACAAAGUGUAAAACAGGUGCUUGCCACUGAUUCUGUGAUGUUAAAGACUCAGUCUCCUAUUCUUCCUCUGAAACAAGAAUCUGAAAAAAUACCAAAUGUCUCUUCAUCCAAAUUGAGACGGUUGGGUCACAGACGAACCAUGUCAGAUGGAAAUACUUUCCAGCCCACAUCUAAUGGAAUCACUUCACCUGAUGGAGUCUCUAUGUUGCCAGUACUUCCAGUUUCUGAGAUUCCGCUGUCUACAGCUGCUCAACAAACAAGCAUGCACCAGGAUGUGUCACCUCAAAAGCAAAGAGUAGUCAAUAUUCUAUCAAGGCCUCGACCUUCUCCCCUAAGAAACAAAAUAGAUCCUUGGCAGAUUCUUCCACAAAAUAUAAACACAGACUCUGCAGAGGUGGACUAUUUAGAAAGUUACGAAAGUCCAAAUGUUAACUUUAUAUCAGAUACUGCAGACAGAACUAAAUCCCACAUGCCCUCCUUACUUGAUAUUGAUGUGGAAGGUCAAAACAGAGACUGCACAGUGCCUUUGUGUAGAAUGAGGAGCAAAACUUGUCGGCCCUCUAUAUAUGAACUGGAGAGAGAAUUUUUGUCUUAAGUGCCUUGCAUUUUUAAAGUAUUGCCUUUUGUUAAGGCGAACAAAAUCUUAAGUCUGUUUUACAUUUAAUAUUUUAUCUACUAUUUUCUAAAACACUGUGGCCAAUACUACCAAAAUUUUUUAUAAUGGGCAGCUAACUUUGGAAAAUGUAUAACGAUGCCUAUCUUGAAUUUUCACUGAAAUCCCACCUUGUAACUUUAAAAGCACAAUGUUGUGAAAGAAUAUGCUGUACAUACAUCUAUAAGUACAGUUUGAAUUGUUAAAUUAACUUCUCCCCUUAUCUCCCACUAAAUCACACCUUUUCUCAGCCAAAGCUCUUGCUUUUUGGGGUGUGUUCUGUUUUCUCUUUCACAUUAAAGGACUGAUUAACAUGCAGAGGAUUUGCAUUCAAAUCCCAGAAAGCUUUGUGCAAGAACAGCCUUCUAUGAAUGGUGGGGAUAUUUUUCUUGGUAAGAUGCCCGGGUGGAAGUGCUCUCCUCACUUUACCCCACAUAGUUGUUUUUUCUUUGGCAUUGACUGUUAUAUGGAUAACUUACCACCACCAAAUGAACUUGCAUAGCUUUGCCCUUGAUUGUUUCGUGACUAGAAUUUGGUUAAAGGUAUUUGUCAUUCUUGCAGGGGGAGGGGGCAGGUUUGUGUGUGAAGCAACAUUCCAUUAUGUAAAGAUACACUGGAACAUUAAUAGUUGUGCUCUGACCUUUUUUUUUUUGUUUGUUUGUUUGUUUGUUUUUGUUUUGAUACUACAGUAUAUUUGCACCGAGAGGAGCAUUCUUUGUGAUCAUUAUUCUUUGAUUAAAACUGAAUUCUCUGCAGGGGAAGCCUAGAGACUUUCUGGGCUUCUGGGCAAGGUUGGGGGGCAGCUCUGUGCUGGAAGGGGCAGGGCUGGGUGCAGUUAGCCCUCGGUGCUGUCCGCAUUGCACCACAGCUCUUCCCCCUCCCUCCUCAGCAGCCCUCAGAGCCACUCAGAGCAAUAGCAGUAGCCAUGAGCCCCCAACCCUUCUGAAUCGCUGGGCCCCAGGGCAACUCCUCCCUUCUCUUGCACCUCCUCAUUGGCAGGCCUGGAUUUCUGGAUUACUAUACCUUUAAAAGAAGGUUUUCUUAAAAUGAGACAGUGCCAUUAACUGUUUAAAUUUCUAGCACAAUUGCAAACUGUUAGUCUAUUAUUUCAAAGUCAGCCCUGCCUGUUUUUCAUUAUGUGGCCGGGGUGGCCCUUUUCAUGAUAAGGUGUGGUAUGAAAAAGCAAAAACCUGAUACACUUGACUUCACUCACUAAAUGUCCAACAAAUUCAUAACUCUAGAGUUGUGGGGAGAAGUGUACUUAAACUUGACCAUGUAGCAACUUCAUUAUCCCAACUAGGGAUGUCUAAUCUAUACACUACCAGUAAUUGUUGGAAGUGCUAAAGAGGAGUAUUAUUAGAAUUAAGGAGCAGUUCUUAAAUUUUGAUGUCUUAACUAGACAUUUUCUGUAUCAUUUUUAGACUUGGGUAUGCUGCAGAAAUAAAACUAUAUACACAAAGGAAAAAAGCAUUCCUUUCCUAUCAAGACAGUUUCCUGUUUUUGAGGAUUUUGUUUAAUGCUUUGUCUUUUAUUCUUAAAUCUGGGAGUUUAGAUGGUUUCUUGUUCAGCAGAAUUCAUGCGCACCUAGCAUCAAAACAAAGGAAUUAAAAAGCAGAGUUUUUCAUUCUAUAGUGCACUGUAUUAGUUGCGUUGAAAGUGGGAGAGAAGAAUUGGAGAAUGUCAAGCAUGCAUUUUCCACAUUGCAGAGAAGUGGACAGAUGGCCAUUACUUCCCUGAGAAUAAGCUCACAAUACGAAGAAUGGAAAUUACAGAACGUUUCCUUAAAGUAUUAUUUCUACAAAAAAUUUUAAGACAGACUAACUACUGGUUGGCUAUGUAUAGCAGGUUAUUAAAUUAUUGCAUUUUUGUUCUAUCUUGUUUAUGUUCAGAAACCUUAUAUAAUACUGUUAAGUUUGUCAGUAUGAAUAUUGCAUGCUUCAAAACUUAGCUACCGCAAAUUACAAAUGCCAUACAGUGUGCUUUAAACUCAUAUUCUUAAAUGUGUGCUUAAUUUUAUCAGGUACUCUUGAAUAGGUGAGGUUCUUUUUUUUUUUUUUCCUUUCGUUUGCAAUGUAAUGAUUGGUUCUCAUGUAGAAACUACAUAGUUAAUUACACAUGCAGUGCUUUGUGGAAAUCAUGGAUCAAUUCUUAAGUAUAAUUUAGUGUAUUUAAUUUUGAAGAUGAAAGUUAGUUUUGAAAUAUAGUGUUUAUUUAAACUAUUUCAGGAGAGAUUGUGCCUUUUAUAAUAUUGAGAGAAAUCGAGUUGAUUAUAUUGUACAACUAUCUUCCUCGGACAGGUACCUCUACUAGGUUUUAUAAAGAAAAAUCUCAGGUGCUAUAGUGAUAUUUUGUAAACUUUUGUUCAUUCUUUGUUUUACUUCCUUACGAAUGUUAAAAUGUACAUCGUAGAUUUUAUAAUCAGUAACCAAUAUAAAAUGCUCCACUGUGGGCUGUACGAUUUUCCCUUACCAGUGAUCCAUAUCAUAUGAUUUGUUUUUAAGCCAAAACUCUCCCUUUGAUUUCAAUUGGGUAUUUUGCUUGAAAAGAAAUGGCAUGGCAUGGCCGAAUUAGUGAAUGGUAACAAUGUUAAGAGCUAUCCACUCAGAGGUUGCAUCCUAAGAAAAAGAAUGUAUAUAAGCCAUCCCCAACAAAUUGGCUUUACUAUGCAAUCUUUUAGCUAUAGCAUAUAGUGUUUUAUAAUUCUUUUUUCCAGUUUUCUCUAAUUUAAAAUUAUAAGACAGUCUUCACUAAAAUGAAAAGAUUAAAAAUAAAGAUGAUUAAAUCCAUAUGUUCACAAUUUCUAUUUUUUCAUGUUACCAGAGAGAGAUACCUUUGUUACAAGUAAGGUAAUCUGGUAUAUAUUUAUAAUUAUUUUACUUCUGUAUUUGGUAUAACUGCUAAAAGAUGUAUUGUCAUGCAUGUGAGUAGUGUGACCAAAUAAGUAGUAAAUUUAUACUGAUCAUGUUAGCAUAUAACUUCAAGGUGCUUACACUGCAGAGAUUAAGGUAACUACUUGAUAUGCUGUUUUACAAAGCCUUAUGACUGAAAUGUUUUUAUGUUAAAAUAAAAUUUUGUAGCUAGUGUAUUGCA
This is a messenger RNA of Pelodiscus sinensis (Chinese soft-shelled turtle), 5955 nucleotides long. RefSeq names its product mitogen-activated protein kinase kinase kinase 21 (gene MAP3K21). Gene Ontology annotation, molecular function: ATP binding; protein binding; JUN kinase kinase kinase activity. The record is from RefSeq and is a predicted model, not a curated record. Lineage: Eukaryota; Metazoa; Chordata; Testudines; Trionychidae. Gene Ontology annotation, biological process: protein phosphorylation.